This is a messenger RNA of Spizellomyces punctatus DAOM BR117, 1569 nucleotides long. RefSeq lists its product as uncharacterized. Lineage: Eukaryota; Fungi; Chytridiomycota; Chytridiomycetes; Spizellomycetales; Spizellomycetaceae. The record is from RefSeq and is a predicted model, not a curated record. The coding region runs from base 33 to 1385 and encodes 450 amino acids. The transcript has 6 exons.
CGUUUGUUCGGGGAUUGUCUGAGAAGCGAAGGAUGGGCUCUUAUAUUAGUCGCUUACGAACAGUCGAUCCGGAUGUUCUUUUCGGCUAUACGACUUACAAGGUUGUCAAGGUCAAAGAUAGAUAUUUGGGACUCCUAUAUUACACAUCUGUGAUAUGCAUUUUUGCAUAUAUCAUCUAUAGCAUAUUUGCGCAAGAACUGUAUCUGAAAAAGUCUCCACCUGUAGCUGGGUUUGUUCGGGCGAGUGCGAAACUCGACGUCAAUUUGUCCGCACCUUUACCUUCAUACUGCAACAUUGCACCUCCGGUCACUACCAAUAACAUUUUCAAAAACUGUUUGAGAUGGACAGCUCAGCAGAUUGUCUUUCCCUAUGAUGGCGAACUCGAAAGUGUGUUCCUCACAACACGGGUCACAAUCGCACGGACACCCACUCCGUCCGCGAUGUCGUGCACCGACUUUGAGACCGCGUGUCGUCCGCCAACGUAUGAUGAAUUACUGAUGCAAACAAACACUACCGUCUCCACCUAUUACAUUGCCAACGUCGAAAACGUGACCCUUCGGGUUGACCACGGUGUCCGGGUUCACUACGAUUCAUCCUUGCUAGGUCUCGGAUCGCGCGCUAUACCCUCAAAAGAAAUGGAAGGAAGAAUGUUGAAGGGCUGCUCAGGAAAUGACAAGAAUUACUUGUCUCAUUUAAAUUGGGAUCAAGAUUAUCGGAGGGAUAGUAAUACCUCAAAUCAUCUGGACACUUUUUCCAUCCGAGAUUUGCUUAUUAGCGCAAACUGCGAUAACACGGGGGCAAUGAUCGAUAUGGAGGGACCAGCUACGGCGGAUGGGGCGGCAAAUGGCGAGACCUUGCGAAAUUCUGGAUUUGUUAUAUCCAUACCCAUCGUUUAUCAGAAUCGCGGCGACUUCCGAAAAGCAGAAGAAAUAACAUAUCGUUAUAUCCCCGCCCAAAUUGACGGUACAGAAUUCAAAGUUCUUGAAACAAAACAUAACCCCGACGGGUCUCUGACAUACCUCAACCGGCACGGGAUACGUCUCGUAUUCGACCAAGCUGGCCAAAUUGGUCAAUUCGACAUGAUCGCCCUCCUCACGGCGCUCGUGGCUGCCAUGGCGCUUCUCAGAAUUGCAACACUGAUUGUGGAGGUUCUCAUGCUUACGGUCAUGCCACAGCGAAAUCUGUACAGUCAAGCAAAAUUUGAAUCAACGGAGGACUUUUCUGAUAUUAGAGAUAGGUUGAGCGAGAAGGUUGGCAAAGAUGAUUUAAAAGUAAGGACGACGCAGCCGCUCUCCGGUAGGCCGGAUGACGAGCCCGACAAGAAGGUGGAGGAUAUUGACAUUGGAGCGGCAAUGGGUCAGCUGUAUGGGCCGAACAAGGUCUAAGAUGUUGUGAUUAAUUAUUCAGAGCCUUUCGAAUUAUCGUUAUUAUUUUGAACCAAGGAAGCAUGGAGGUUGUCAGCCCAGUAGAGGUCGUCUAGUAAAAGGAUAGAAGUUUAUGUCACCUGUAAAAUUGUGGGUAAUAGAGUUGGCAGUAGUCGCUGGGGUGGAGCGCAGGAUGGAACACCAG